ACUUGACCCAGAUUCCAACCGUGUUUCAGGCCUGUUUCGAUUGGGAGGGGCACAAGAGGUAUAUAUAAAUCCAGAUGGCUCGAAUAGAUCACAAUUUCGAGAGCACUUCGAUCCCUUUUCACACCUUGGUUUUCUUACUAAGGCGCAAUGUUUAAAGCGAUCCUCGCCUGCGCACUGUUCGCUGUGGCUUUAGCCCAGUAUCAGCAAGGUAGACCUUAUCAAUCUCAAAAUGAGUUGACCACCCCUUACCCAAGAAAUUACCAUCCCCCUGCCCCAGUCCAUUACGUCAACAUCGGUUCUGACCUCGCAGGCGACUACAAAUUCGGUUAUGACACCGGCAAAGGACCUUUGGGACAAAGCUUUCGAGAAGAGACCCGACUCCCUGACGGCACAGUAAAAGGCGCUUAUGGUAUCCUCGAUGAAUCUGGCAAACAAAGAAUCAUCCGAUACACUGCAGGAAAGUCAGGUUUCGUCGCCGAAGGUGAUGGUCUUGGACCAGCAGGUGUCGCUCCUGGACCAGCUCCUCAACCUGCUGCUGCCCCUGCUUACCAGGCACCAGCUCAACAAUACAACCCCCCUGCUCAACAAUACAGUCCCCCUGCUCAGCAAUACAAUCCUCCCCCUCAGCAAUACAGCCCACCAGCUCAACAAUACAGACCAGCUCCUCAAGCUGCCUCCAGAUACAAUGAUGGUCAAUGGGAUCCCAGGAAGGAUGACCCUUACUACCAGGAUGGCCCAGCUUUUAUUGAUGUUGAAAGAUUGUCCUACAACAUUGGUACAGCUCGACACUAAACGAUCCUGAUGAACUCUUUUUUUUUUUAAUUAAAUAAUAGGCUCUGUUUUUUGUGUAUCGUAUGAAAUUCAGCCUUUAAAAUUUUGAAUUGUCAGUCCCAUGUCAGAAUUGAAAAUGUUUGCAUAGAUUUUAGAAAAUUGGAGCGGGGCUUUCUAUUCGCUUCUUCUUUCAUGUCUUGUUGCGAAUUCCUUCUAAUUUAAAAACCUUUCACUUCAAGCCUCGCUGGGAGUGAGUUCUCUUUGUAGGGGAUUUGAAACAGCUCUUGAAAAUUCUAGUGGCAACGGUAUGAAAAGCAGUUAUAACUAUGCUUUAUUUUUUUUGUGAAAAGUCUUUUAAGUUCAUUUCUCCCUCUCUUACUAUUACUUUGAAGAAAGCUAUUAAUUAUUGCAUGAGAAUAUGGCUUAUUUUUU
Molecule: messenger RNA, 1203 nt
Organism: Argiope bruennichi
Lineage: Eukaryota; Metazoa; Arthropoda; Arachnida; Araneae; Araneidae
Product: cuticle protein 8-like
Exons: 2
Coding region: 148-792 (214 amino acids)
Cellular component (GO): chitin-based extracellular matrix
Molecular function (GO): structural constituent of chitin-based larval cuticle
Source: RefSeq, a predicted model, not a curated record